This is a messenger RNA of Impatiens glandulifera, 1081 nucleotides long. RefSeq lists its product as uncharacterized. Lineage: Eukaryota; Viridiplantae; Streptophyta; Magnoliopsida; Ericales; Balsaminaceae. The record is from RefSeq and is a predicted model, not a curated record. The coding region runs from base 156 to 692 and encodes 178 amino acids. The transcript has a single exon.
CUAGAAAUCCACAAAACUUUUUCUGAGAAACAAACAAGGCUUUAUCUUCAUUCCUUUAUAUAUAUAUUCUAGGGAAGGGAGGGGGGUGUCUUAAGUUGGUCAGGUCUUUUAGUUUCACUCUGGCCAGUUUUAGGGAAUCUUAAAGGAGGAGAGAAAUGGAAGAUGGGUUCGGCAGUUACUAUUUUGAGAAUAGGGAUCUUCAGGAAGAAGAAAUUUGGUCAGUUAAUGUGAGAGAGGAAUUAAGAUCAGAUCAUGAUUCAAGCCCAAAGCAGCAGAUCAGAAAAUCCAACAACAACUUCUCAUCAUCUAGAGUGAUCCCCAUUAGGACUAACAGUUCUUCUACCAAGAAAGGAAUCCAUCAUCAUCAUCAUCAAUCAUCAGCUCCCAUUGAAAUUCCUGACUGGUCUAGAAUUUACAGGAAAACAGCAAAGAAAGCAUCAUGGAUGGACCAUGAACAAGAUGAUGAUCAUUUUGUUUAUCAUGAUCAGGCUGCUGAUCAAAAUGUUGAUGGUGAUGAUGAUGAUGAUGAAGAAGAGGAAAUGAUCCCACCUCAUGAGUUCAUAGCAAGAAAGUUAAGCAGAACCCAGAUUUCAUCAUUCUCCAUGUGUGAAGGGGCUGGAAGAACACUCAAAGGAAGAGACCUCAGUAAAGUGAGAAAUGCAGUUCUCACUAAAACUGGUUUCCUAGAGUAGAAAUAAAUUUACCAUUGAGCCACUAGUAACUUUUAUUUACUGUAAUAUUAUAGAUGACAGUACUAGGAUAAUAUAUAAUUAAUUUACUAGAUGGGUUGUUGAGUUUCUAGUUAUUACACUAUGUCAUUGCUUCCAUUAAAGAGUUCCUUUGUUUCUUUUUUGGUUUAAUGUCAUAGGGUGGGGUAAAUUAGGGUUUAUGGUAAAAAUGGAAAUGGGGCCACUGUUUCCUUGUCAAGUGAUUGUCUUAUUUUGUGUUAAUGGAUACUAAUGUCAGACAUUUGUUAGGGUUUUAUGGUUAAAAUGGAAAUGUGGUCACUCACUGGUUCUUUGUCAAGUGCUUGUCUUAUUUUGUGUUAAUGGAUAUUAAUGUCAGACCUUUGUUUACUUUC